Messenger RNA from Paracoccidioides lutzii Pb01, 1713 nucleotides. Its product is annotated as DNA-(apurinic or apyrimidinic site) lyase. The transcript is spliced from 5 exons. Gene Ontology annotation, biological process: base-excision repair. Gene Ontology annotation, cellular component: mitochondrion; nucleus. Gene Ontology annotation, molecular function: zinc ion binding; DNA binding; phosphoric diester hydrolase activity. Bases 1 to 1713 code for a protein of 570 amino acids. The record is from RefSeq and is a predicted model, not a curated record.
AUGACGACACGCACCCGCAGCACCACUCUCCAUGUCCCCAAAACCACACCGAACACAAGACCUUCAAGGACAAAGCGAUCCAUUGAUGAUUCUCCAAGCUCCCCAGCACAUCCAUCCAAACGAUCUAAACCCUCCCCCACCAGCAAUCACAGCCAUAAUAAAAUCAACAGCCCCCGCGCAAAGGGAACAUCUAACAGAGCGGAGAUCGAAGCUGCUGCAGCAACUGCAGAAGUUGAACAUCCUGAGACAAUUACCGUGGAAGAAAAGAGUGUUCAUAUAUUGAAACGCGGCUCGAAAAGAAAAGUGGCUCCGCCUGAGCUUGAAGAGUAUGCUAUCGAGGAAGACGAGGAAGAGGAGAUUGAAAUAAAGGCUAAAAAACAAACGAAAAAGACAAAGGUAAAAGAGGAGGUCAUUAUAGAUAUGAGACCGCUCGCUCCCCGAACUGCAAAUCUGCGGAUGUAUGUAGGGGCGCAUAUUAGCGCUGCGAAAGGAGUCCAAAAUGCCGUGACGAACAGUGUGCAUAUCGGUGGCAACGCUUUUGCGCUGUUUCUGAAAUCUCAGAGAAAAUGGGAUAAUCCACCACUCCAACCUGAACAUCGAGACCAGUUUCGGCAACUUUGUGCAGAACACAAUUACGAUGCCUCAAAACAUGUUCUUCCCCACGGCUCGUAUCUAGUUAAUCUAGCACAAGAGGAUCCAACAAAAGCCACGCAGGCAUACAAUUCUUUUCUUGAUGAUCUGAAGCGCUGCGAAGAGCUCGGUAUAUCCCUAUACAACUUCCACCCUGGUGCAACCAUUCAGACCACUUUGGAGUCUUCCCUAUCUCGACUCUCAAAAGCCCUUACGUCUGCCCUAGACGCUACCACCAGAGUCAUCCUGGUUCUAGAAACAAUGUGUGGACAUGGAACCACGAUUGGCGGUUCCCUGUCGGACUUCAAGAGCCUCCUUUCUCUAAUUCCAGACACCUACCACGCUCGCAUCGGAAUAUGCGUGGAUACGUGUCAUAGUUUCGCUGCGGGAUACGACCUCCGUAGCCCUGGUGCUUGGAAUAAGUUUAUGAAAGAAUUCGACGAAGAAAUAGGCUUGAAAUUCUUACGGGCUCUCCAUCUGAAUGAUUCCAAAACUCCACUGGGUAGUCGACGAGAUUUACACGCCAAUAUCGGGACCGGAUUCCUAGGCCUCAGGGCUUUUCAUAACGUGAUGAAUGAAAAGAGAUUGGAGGGCAUUCCGAUGAUAUUGGAAACCCCUAUUGACCGGCCUGCCAACAUUGAAGCCGAGACCGCCAGUGGACAACCUGAUGAUGAAUUUGGAGUAUGUAAGGAGGAUCAUUCAAUCCCAACGCCUACCACCAAGAAAACCGGUGGUGCUAAAAAGGGCCCUGCUAGAAAACAAAAACCCAGCAAACCCGCUAUGAUUGAGGAUAAAUCCGUAUGGGCGAAGGAGAUAAAACUUCUCGAAUCUCUGAUUGGGAUGGAUUUGGAAAGUGAAGAAUUCCUUAGACUGGAGGCCGAAUUGGCAGAGCAAGGGAGGGAAGAAAGAGAGAAGCACCAGGCGAUGUUUGAUAAGAAACAGGAAAAGGAGUCGAAGCAGAGGGAUCUGAGAGAUAUGUUUGGUGCGAAUGGAAAGGGAAAGGGCAAAGGGAAAGCUAACACCACGGGAGCUAGGAAACGGAAGAAGACGGUCAAUAUGGAGAGUUCCGAUGACUCGGAUUAA